This is a messenger RNA of Haliotis rubra (blacklip abalone), 1426 nucleotides long. RefSeq lists its product as uncharacterized. The transcript has 2 exons. Lineage: Eukaryota; Metazoa; Mollusca; Gastropoda; Lepetellida; Haliotidae. The record is from RefSeq and is a predicted model, not a curated record. Bases 53 to 355 code for a protein of 100 amino acids.
AUCAAACGUGACUUGGACGUGAAGCCAAAGCUUGUCUUCUCUACUGGACAUUAUGGCAAGGUGGCACAUCUGGUUGAUGGUGGCUGUUACAAUCUUUCAUAUCUUCCUGGCGGAAGGCAAGAACCACAGAGAAACUGAACUUAGAGACAUUAUCCACGGCCUCUCAAGGAAGAAACGUUUUGACUCAAGCGUCUUAAUGGCUCACUGUGGUUCGCUUGACAACCGAUGUCGCCAUAUACCUCUCGGCCGCUGUGUUCGAGCCUGUGUCAACGGCGUCGUGAAGACGGUGUGCAGGAUACCACACGCCAACUCUUCUGUCCACUCGUGUCUCGUGAUAAACACUCCAUCGACUUAGUCUUGUCCGACUUUCGCUAAAUCGUGGAUUUAUAUACCAUGCCUUGUGCUGAACCUAACGUGCUACUUUGGCGCCACUGAUAUAACCAUUUUGAAUGGCACCAUUUACGAUGUCAUGAUGGUUUUGAAUUUUUACAGUAACUCUGUAUGUUCUAUCCUCUUUGAUUCAUUUUGUCCCUGGGCAAAUAAUGGACCUCGCAGAUUUUUUCACACGCAGACAUUUCUUCACUUCUUUUAAAACACAUGCUUUUGAUGUAGCGUAACGAACAUUUUGUGGCUUUUAUUUAUUGAAUGUCGUAAAGUCCAUUAUCUUUAAUCUAUUUCUGGGGACUGAAACAGUCAUGUUUUACAAAUCUUCUGAGUCAAUACAUCACGCAAAAUACAAAACAACAAAGGAAGUUGGAAUUCUUUUUAAAUCGAUGAUGUUUCGUGGCUCUUUAGAAUAACCUAUUCACUAUACCAAAUGAAAAAAUAAGUGUGAUUAUCGACAGGUCUUACGGAAAAAGUUUCAUUGCAUUAUUCUCAUUUCAGUUGUUGCUUGUAUCAUUGAAAUACGCGACAAAGAUGCAAAUGAGUCCAGUGAUCGCAUAUUAUUUCUUACCUUAUUGAAGAGAAUGUUUGGUAGUUAAAGGCGUAUUUGAUUUCAUUGAUUAACUAAAUCAGUGAGAGGAAUAUAUUAUUUUGAGUUAAGGGCACAUACCCAUAAACCCGACUUUAUCUUGUCUAAUGUACACACCAUAUGACUUUGUAGGGGAAGGAGGCACAGUUUCGGAACAAUUACCCAAACAAUGGGGAAACGUUUGCUUAAGAUCUUAUAUAAUGACAACAUAGCAUUAUAAUUCACAGGACAAUAUCCUUAAACGGAGUUCUUAAUCAUCACUCUCUUUAUUCGAUGAACGUCAUCGCCAUUAAUAUGGAAUUGAAGUUAUCCUCAAAGCUUAGGGACAUGGUCGUUGAAUUGUUUGUUUCAUUGUUUUCUUAGGAGCUGCUCUUUACGCAUAUACUUUGUGCUUGUCAAGCGAUUAUUCAGCAUGAUCUGUAACAUUCCAAAAUAAACCAUUUUUAUCUUGUU